Messenger RNA from Brassica napus (rape), 2032 nucleotides. Its product is annotated as F-box/FBD/LRR-repeat protein At3g26920. Gene Ontology annotation, molecular function: protein binding. Lineage: Eukaryota; Viridiplantae; Streptophyta; Magnoliopsida; Brassicales; Brassicaceae. The record is from RefSeq and is a predicted model, not a curated record. The coding region runs from base 292 to 1623 and encodes 443 amino acids. The transcript is spliced from 4 exons.
AUUUAUAGUAAGUGUUAUUUUUUUUAAAAAAAAAAUCUCUUGUAUGCUAUUUUUUGAAAAAAAUGUUGUUUUAUUAUUGCUAUAUUAGAGGGUAUAUCUUCUAUUAAAUAUGUAAACUCCAAAGAGUUAAGUAAACUCAAAAACCGGGUUACAUGAAUAGUCACGGUUUAUCGAAAUACAAGACCGAACCGAAGGAUUUUCAAUUUUGUUUAGUACUGGUUUUAACUUAUAAAACACGCCAAUGAAUCAUCUUAGACAAAUUCUGCCUCCGUCUCCGCUUUUGAAACCCUAAUGUCAGCCGAGCUUUUCUCUAGCUACUCGGCGACGAAACGAUGUCAUACUUUGAGUAAUGGAGACAGGAUCAGUGAGCUGCCGGACGCUCUGCUUCUACAGAUCUUGUCUUUAAUUCCGACAAAAGAUGCCGUAGCCACUAGUGUCUUGUCGAAACGAUGGCGGUUUCUUUGUAAGAUGACGCCGAAUCUCAGGUUUUGUUACCAUGGCACCAAAGGUCUCGUGAGAUUUUCAGAUAAUGUCUGUAGGUGUUUGCUUUCACAUCAGGCUCCUGUUCUUCAGAGUUUGCAUCUCAAAAUGAUUUUAAAAAAUGAUUCCACUAUUGAUGUCGGAGUACUGCUGGGGAUAGCGUUUGGACGCCAUGUGCGUGAGUUGGAACUCGAAGUUUACUCUUCUGAUGAGCCGUAUAGCUUUCCUACAAGCUUGUACAACUGUGGGACUGGAACACUAGAGACCUUGAAACUCGGUCACAAUGUACUUGUAGACGUCCCAUUUCCGGUUUGUCUCAAGGCCCUUAGAACUCUACGCCUUAACGCAGUGAGCUACAAUGACGCUGGAUCUGUUGUUAACCUUUUAUCUGGCUGUUCUAGUCUUGAAAAUCUGGAGGUUAUGAUGUAUUUGCAUCCUGAUGUGGAAAAUUUCACUAUUGAUGUGCCAUCCUUGCAGUGUCUAACACUUGUUGCUGCCGAUGAGGAAUAUGCGUAUUUUUCGUCCUAUGUGAUAAAUGCUCCUUCUUUGAAAUAUCUGAACCUUAAAGGGUUAAUAGAUGAGGAAUCUUCUCUUCUGAUUGAGAAUAUGCCUGAGCUGGUGGAGGCACAUAUUACUGAUGUGUGUGAUGUAAUCUAUGCGAACAUUCAUGGAUCUCUCACUUCAGUCAAACGCCUUUCUUUGGAUAUUUUAUCACCACUGGACCUAACUAAGUUUCCCACUGAUAUAAUCUUCAAGCAGCUGGUGUAUUUGGAGCUACAUAUAUAUGCACCAGAGAGGUGGAAUCUAUUGAUUCUCAUGCUCCAUAGUUCUCCUAAUUUGCAAGUCCUCAAGCUCAUUGGUGAAUGGUUUAGGAAGCGAGAUCACCCCCAUAAGAAAUGGAGUCAGCCGAAAUAUGUUCCUGAAUGUCUGGUGAACCGUAUCGAGACUUUAGUCUGGAAUCACUACAACGGGGAAGUAGAAGAUGAGAGAAAGGUUGCUCAAUACAUCCUAAGGAAUGCAAGUCGUUUGGAAACGGCAACUUUCUCCAGAUUAGACAUUCACCUGGAGAAGAGACUCGAGAGGUUAAAGGAACUGGAGAGUGUGGUAUGGGCUUCGAACUCAUGCAAGCUUGUUUUCAAAUAAACUGAUGUCACAUCGGAGUCCUACAAACGUACUACGUUACUCAAUCUAUAAGGGUUUUCAGAUGUUGAGUUAUGGUACGACGCUAUGUUUAACCGUUAUGAACUUAGGUUUUGUUAACUUUUAGUUUCAGCUUUUAGUUUUAUGAUUCGUUUUUAUUUAGCAGUAGCUUCUUGCAUUUGAAAGAAUAGCUUCAGAAAACGAUUUGAUGAAUGGGAAUUGAUAGAACAUGUAUUAUGUUUGUUAAGUAUGGUGAUAAACAGAGUGGCCUUCAAAAUUUCUGAACAAAGAUGUCUGAUUUAAAAAUUUAGUUAUUAGCGGUGUAAAUAACUUAGAUGACACACAAAAAGAAUUAUGACAAUUUAAACAUAUACAUACAUGUAAUUAAUCUAAGAUUUAUUAAAUACUUUCU